This is a messenger RNA of Pyrenophora tritici-repentis Pt-1C-BFP, 2691 nucleotides long. Lineage: Eukaryota; Fungi; Ascomycota; Dothideomycetes; Pleosporales; Pleosporaceae. The record is from RefSeq and is a predicted model, not a curated record.
AUGCGUCUUCUGCAGUUGAAGGCCGAUGACAGCCUCAGCCUUGUCGAAUUCAUGGACAGAGAUCCCGAGACUUAUGCCAUUCUCUCAUAUACCUGGGGCCCGAAUAACGAGGAAAUCACAUGGUUCACCCGAGUAUGGACGCUUCAAGAGCUUCUUGCACCAAACAGCGUGGAACUCUUUUCGCUAGAAGGAAACAUUCUCGGAGACAAGCAUACAAGAGCGCAAGAGAUAUCUGAGGUUAUAGACAUAGCAAUUGAAGCUAUCAGAGGAGAGCCUAUGUCUCAAUACAGCGUUGGAGAAAGAAUGACAUGGGCCAAAAGAAGAACGACUACGCGCAAGGAAGAUGCGGUAUACUCUCUGCUAGGAAUCUUCGAUAUCCAAAUGCCUCUCUUAUACGGCGAAGGCGAAGAGAAAACUCGUAGACGACUACACAAAGAAAUAAGAGAAUUUUCAACAGAUACUUCAAUGGAUACCAAAGACCUUGCUAGAGAGGUACAGAUUAGCAAAAUACACCGGUGGCUGUCACCACCGGAUCCAUCAGUCAGCUACCAGAAGGCUCUCAGACAACGGCAGCAUGGCACAGGCCUCUGGUUUCUAUGUGGAGAACAGUACAAGAUCUGGAAGACAAGCGCUGCAUCAUUAUUGUGGCUGUAUGGCAUUCCAGGCUGCGGCAAGACUAUCCUUGGCAACAUCGUGGCGUACUUUUACUUCGACUUCAGCGAUGUGCAGAAGCAGAACGAGGAGUGGAUGCUGCGCUCGUUGUUCUGUCAACUCUUACGUCACACUGAGGGCUCAUCUCCCAAAGUUGAGGAUUUCUAUACCUCACACGGAAACGGGGCCACACAGCCUUCGCUUGAUGCACUCCUAGAUAUGUUGCGAGCGACGAUAGAGCAAUUACCACAAGUCUAUGUCGUGCUUGAUGCAUUGGAUGAGUGUAGCCAACGGGAUGAUUUGAUGGAGAUCAUCGAGACUGUAACUAGAUGGGACCUUCAGAACAUGCAUCUCAUUAUAACGAGUCGGCGGGAGCGAGACAUCGAAAGUUCACUAGAUGGGCUUGUCGAUACACAUAAUGCCAUCUGCCUCCAGAGCGACGAGGUGGACAAAGAUAUACACCAGUACGUUCGGCAGCGCCUCUCUGAUGACAAAGGCUUGAGUAAAUGGGCAAGAGACGUCACACUCCAGCAAGAGAUCGAGACUGCCAUAUUGAAGGGUUCCAAGGGAAUGUUUCGACGGGCUGUGUGCCAGCUUGACACCCUAGGAAAAUGCCGUAACCGAGCAAAGCUACGGACAGCGCUCGCGACAAUAUCGUCAACACUAGACAAGACAUAUGAGCGUGGCGUUUUCCGAAGACCACUAUCGUUGGACGAACUCGCAGAAGUGAUCGCCAUCGAUGUAGCACGCAAACCGGCAUUUGAUAGCGACGAAAUACUAGAAGACCCUCAAGAGGUUUUCAAUAUCUGCUCUAGUCUUGUGACUAUCUCAACAGAAACUACGCACUAUCGAGGUACCCUAGAAGGACCAUAUACUAGCUCAACAAGGCAAGUGGUUAUACUUGCGCACUACUCCGUCAAGGAAUACCUCUUCCAGGAUCCUAGAAUCAUGGAUCAAGAUGUUCUAAGUCAGUACCCACUAGCAAGCUACUCCGCGGAAUACUGGGCAAACCACAUCAACAGAUCCGAACAUCCCUCGGCAUCGACUAGCUCAGCCGCACUACGACUACUGUCAAAAGACAACAUUGCUUACUUGAUUUGGAAUCGCAUAUGUGAUGGAUUCAGUCACUUUUCUACGCCAGGCCACAAAGGAGAUUUAAAAGAUCCCAUAUAUCAUGCUUCUAGCUUGGGUCGUGAAGAGAUAGUGAAGUUGCUACUCGAGCGAGACACUGACAUCAACGGAGGACAUCAAGACCUUGGGGGCGCUCUUGUUGCAGCUUGCGAAAUAAGUCACGAGGCAAUAGUGACUUUGUUGCUCAAUCGAGGGGCUGACCCCAAUAGCAAUUCAGAUGGCUAUACUGCUCUUAAAAGGGCUGUGGAUUCCUGCCACAAAGCAAUAGUAAAGCUGUUGAUCAACCAAGGCGCUAGUGUGAAUGAUUUGGACGGAAACAGUUCUGCUCUUGUGCGCGCUGUGACAUUGAACGAGAGAGGGAUAUCAGAAUUAUUACUUGAUGGGGGCGCUGCCUUGAAUGAUGGGUAUGGAGAUAGUCGAGCUCUUGAGGAAGCCACAAGCUGGGGCGAUAAAGAGAUGGUGAAUCUAUUACUCAGUCGAGGUGCUUCUGUGGGAAACACGAACGGAAAAAGUUACUCUCUCGAAGAGGCUACAAUGAUGGAUAGAAGGGAGAUUGUAACGUUAUUGCUCGAUCGGGGUGCUUCUGUGAACAAUACGAACAGAGAAAGCAACCCUCUCAAUACGGCUAUAUUGCUAGGCAGAAAGGAGAUAGUAGCGCUAUUUCUCGAUCGAGGUGCUGCUACUAACUGGGAUGAUGGAACUAGUGCUCUUGAGAUAGCACUAAAAUCUCCCUGUGAGGAGAUUGUAGUGCUAUUACUUGAUCGAGGUGCUGCAGAUAACGGGCCAGAUGGCUGUAGUGACGCUCUCGAUGUGGCUUUGAAACGCGGAAAACAGGAGCUAGUGGAUCUGUUGAUAGCAAACGGGGCGAAGCUAAGACCUAACAACGACAUGGAUAUGGAUUUCAAUUAA